This is a messenger RNA of Paramisgurnus dabryanus, 3331 nucleotides long. It is a transcript of the gene ttc13, whose product is annotated as tetratricopeptide repeat domain 13. Gene Ontology annotation, molecular function: protein binding. Lineage: Eukaryota; Metazoa; Chordata; Actinopteri; Cypriniformes; Cobitidae. The record is from RefSeq and is a predicted model, not a curated record.
ACUCACAACAUGGCACCUGCUGGCGGGGGUGUUGUGCUGGCGACGCUGUCGCUGCUGUACUUGUGUGGAGCUAUUUUAUCUAGCGACUUUUUCUCCACGCUCACAUUCUUUAAUGGCGACCUUCACAAGCACGGCUGCAGUUCUCCGGCCGAAUGGGAGGAGUAUGCGGCGGACUGCGAGUCGUCUAUACUGCAGCUGGAGGAUCCAGACUGUGAGGAGGGAAGCAGUCCUCCAUGUGAAUCCAUCUUUUCACUUAAUGCAGAGAAAAUACUUAAUCAGGCCAAGUUGUUUGUCGAACAGCGUCGAUUCCCAUUCGCUGUGGAAAAUCAAAAUACCAAUGAAGAACUUGCCAUUGGAUACGUUCUCAUUGGAAAUGGACUUUAUGAUGAGGCUGUCAAACACUUUUCCUUACUGCUGCAGGGAGAUCCUGAAUUGGUCAGCGCUAUCUAUGGCCGGGGAAUAGCGUAUGGCAAAAAAAGCCUUCAGGACAUCAAAAAUGCAGACCUGGCUCUGUAUGAGUUGAGCAGAGUGAUCUCACUGGAGCCAAACAGACCGGAGGUGUACGAGCAGAGGGCCGAGAUUCUGUCUCCAUUGGGUCGUAUUAGUGAGGCUCUUUCUGACUUGACAAAAGCCAUACAGCUGCAGCCUUCAGCUCGACUCUACAGACACAGAGGAACACUGCUCUUCAUAUCAGAGGAUUAUGUAGCAGCCAUGGAGGAUUUUCAACAGUCUCUGGAGCUGAAGAAGAACCAGCCCAUUGCUUUGCUCUAUAAAGGAUUGACCUUCUUCCACAGAGGCCUCCUAAAGGAGGCUAUCGAGGUGUUCAGAGAAGCUCUGAAAUUAAAGCCAGACUUUAUAGAUGCAUACAAGAGCUUGGGACAGGCUUACAGGGAGUUGGGGGACUUUGAGAACGCAAUGGAAAGCUUCCAGAAAGCCCUGUUACUGGAUCAAAACCACAUUCAGUCUCUUCAGCUCCGAGGAAUGAUGCUGUAUCACCACGGAAGUUUACAGGAGGCCAUCGGCAACUUCAAGAGAUGCCUGCAGCUAGAGCCUUAUAAUGAGGUGUGUCAGUACAUGAAGGGUCUCAGUCAUGUGGCAAUGGGACAGUUUUACGAGGGCAUUAAAGCUCAGACUAAAGUCAUGCUCAACGACCCUCUCCUAGGACAAAAAGCCAGCUCCGAGUAUCUCAAAGUCAAAUAUCUCAGAGAGUACUCGAGAUAUUUGCACUCUCAUCUGGAUGUACCUGUAGCGGAGUACAAUGUCGAUCAGGAUUUGCCGGGAAACUUUAAGAACCACUGGGCCAAAAAUCUUCCUUUCCUCAUAGAAGAUUAUGAAGAGCAGCCUGGACUUCAGCCUCAUAUUAAAGAUGUUCUACCUCAGAACUUUGAAAGUUACUCUGUUGAUGUUCAGAAGCUCAUUUGUACAGCGGAUCAUCUCGGAGCAUUGAUGCAAUAUGACACAUUAGGGUUCUUACCAAACCUCAGAAUACACAGAGCAAUGGGUUUGGCCACCAUUGAGGUGAUGCAGGCCAUGCAGCGCACUUGGAGUAACUCAAAGGUUCGAGUCAACGGAAAGACCAGACAGCUGCAGUGGAGAGACAUGUUUGACAUUGCAGUGAAAUGGAGAAGGAUUGCAGAUCCAGACCAGCCAGUGCUCUGGUUAGAUCAGAUGCCUGCUAGAAGUUUAAGUAGAGGAUUCAACAAUCACAUUAAUCUCAUCAGAGGGCAGAUCAUUAAUAUCAGAUAUCUGGAAUAUUUCAGUAGUAUUCUCAGCUUUGUAAAGGACAGAAUACUGGUUUAUCACGGGGCAUAUAACUCGCGAGGUCUUCAGGAAGUCAAGCAGGCUCUGGAGAAUGUGAUUAAAGUGGAAGAUCUGCUUCCCAUCAUGAAGCAGUUCAACAGUAAAACCAGAGAUGGAUUCACGGUCAACUCUAAAGUGCCCAGUAUGAAGGAUCCUGGCAAAGAAUAUGACGGUUUCACCAUCACUAUCACCGGAGAUCGGGUGGGAAAUAUGCUGUUUUCAGUGGAGACCCAGACCACAGAUGAACGGACGCAACAGUAUCAGUCAGAGAUUGAAGCGCUUUAUAAAGAUCUCACAGCUAAAGGCAAAGCUCUGAUGCUUUCGACUGAAUUAGGGGAUGCUGAUGCAGUUUGUAAUUUGAUUCUGUCUCUGGUGUAUUACUUUUGUAACCUCAUGCCUUUGUCCAGAGGCUCCAGUGUCGUGGCGUACUCUGUUGUAAUGGGAGCACUGAUGGCCAGCGGGAAAGAAGUGUUGGGCAGAAUCCCAUCUGGAAAGCUUUUCGAUUUCGAAGCCAUGACCACAGCCAACCCUGAUCGCUUCAGUAAAACAGUCAAGAGCUGGAUGAAUUUAAAAAGUUUGCCAACAUGGUAUCACAACCUUCCAUCAGUUUCUGAGACGUUCCAGUUCACACGGACCAUGAUUGAAGUUCUGAACACAGAUUCGUCUUCACAUUGUCCCAAGAAAUCCUGAACUUGAAUUGCCACCCAGUCAUUUAAAACAAAAACAGGGGCCAUCUCUACUCAGGGCAUCUUUGCUUAUUACUGUCGUUUGAGUUUUAACAUAUUAAAUUUCAAUGCAGAUUUUACCUGUUUUUCCACAAAAAAUGUGUCAUUUCUGCUUUGUUCAGGUUUUUCCAUUUAGCAAAGUUUCGCUGUCAGUUGUUUUGUUAUUAAGAUUUGGCAUUUGUAAGAAUUUGUGGUCAUACUUGAGCUGUGUUGAAAAUAAAAGCAGCAGGUAAUGUAGCAGAAUUGAAUUUCAGAUCUUUUAUAUCGAUAAUAUUUUUGCGUUUAAGGAUUGAUUUGUGACUUGCAGAGAUGUCCUGUGUAGAGUUUAUUAAGCAAUAUUCUUCAGCUCUGAGAUCUGAAUACUUGAAGACCGUAUGGGAAAGAUGUUUGAAAUGUCCACACUGACCUUUUGUUUUUUCUUAUUUAAUGGCUGAACUGAGUGAUAUGGAGAUUAGAUACUGAAGAUGUUUGUGGGGUUUUUUUUUUUCAAACACUGGGAACAGCCAAAUCUCUUUUUUGAGUCUUUAAUUUUGUCUGUCUGACUAAAAGCAAAAAAGCUCUUUAAUAACAUUAUAUUUUUUAUUUUAUUUUAAAAUCUUAAGGUGACUGUUUUAACUAGAACUUCUGUUUUCAUGCUUGGUAUGGCAAAGAUUUCUUAAUUUAUCUGUGGAAAAACAGAGACUUGUCUUUUGUUCAGUAUGAGGAAAAGAGAAGAGUUGUUGAACGCACAAAAAAUUGAAAAUGGCAAAUUUGUGGCUUACUUUUAAUAGACAGGGCCACAGUCAAUAAAAUCAGUUGAAUGAAAA